Molecule: messenger RNA, 951 nt
Organism: Hevea brasiliensis (rubber tree)
Lineage: Eukaryota; Viridiplantae; Streptophyta; Magnoliopsida; Malpighiales; Euphorbiaceae
Product: probable 2-oxoglutarate-dependent dioxygenase AOP1
Exons: 3
Coding region: 1-951 (316 amino acids)
Molecular function (GO): dioxygenase activity
Source: RefSeq, a predicted model, not a curated record
AUGAGCCGUGAAACCCCUCUUAGUCUUCCUGUCAUCGAUUUCUGUAAGUUAGAUUUAAAACCAGGCACUACUGAAUGGGAUUCGCUGAGGUCCCAAGUUUGGAAGGCAAUAGAAGAGUAUGGUAGCUUCAGGGCUGUGUUAAGCAAAAUUUCACAAGAGCUCCGAGAAGCAUUUCUUAAUGAACUUGAAGAGCUAUUUGCCUUACCUCUUCAGACCAAAAGAUGUUACGUUAAUGAAAAACCCUUCCGUGGAUAUGUUGGGCAAUCACCCUCCUCGCCACUCAAUGAAUGUUUCACCAUUGAUAACCCAGUCAUCUCCCAAAACCUGGAAAAUCUCUGUAAUAUUUUGUGGCAGCCCCAAGGAAAACCCAGUUUCAGAAAAAUCAUGCAUUCCUUCUCCAAGGAAGUACUUGAAUUGGAAAAAAUAAUAAGGAGGAUGAUUAUAGAAAGCUUGGGUGUCGAGAAGUACUUGGAAGAGAACAUGGCCUCGGCCGACUACAUGCUUAGAGUCACAAAAUAUGGAAGCCCCCAGAGAAGUAAGGAACUGUCUGGUUUACCUGCUCACACAGAUAACAACAUGAUUACCAUAUUACACCAAAAUGAGGUUCAUGGGUUAGAGGUACAAACCAAAGGUGGAGAGUGGAUUCCGGUGAAAUUUUCACCAGACUCAUUUCUCAUCCUAAUCGGAGAGUCUUUCCAUGCAUGGGCAAAUGGGAGACUGCAUUCUCCUUAUCACCGGGUAAGGAUGAGUUGUGGAAAUGAGGCAAGGAUCUCUGCUGGAUUUUUUUCAGUGUUCAAAGAAGGGUAUUUAGUAAAAGCCCCAGAGGAGAUGGUUGAUGAAGAACAUCCCUUGCUAUUUAAGCCCUUUGAUCAUUCCGAGUUCCUCAAGUUCUUUCGGACGCCCGCUGGAUUGAGUUCUCCAUCUCCUUUAAAGGAAUAUUGUGGCGUCUGA